CCUCUGCAUUCAAGCUCAGCUCCAGGAACAGGAACAGGAACUGGAGCAGCUCAAGAAGUAUCCUCUUCCGUUCCGAUGGCAUUAGGCGCGUGUGUUGGUCUGAGCUUGAAAUUGACGAUGCGUUUAGCUUCUACGCAUUCCGCCUGCUCCUUCCGAAGCUCUAACGUCUCGCUACAAACAACACUAUCAUUGGUCGUCAGGUACUUCGACGUUCGAAGCCCACGGUAUCAUCAUGGCACCCCCUUCAAGCACAAUGAAGCGCCUGAUCAAAGAGGUGCGGUCCCUUCAAGCCAAUCCACCCGACUGUGUGCGAGUCCAGGUAGAUGAUUGUGACGUGACAGAUAUUCGUGGAUGGGUACAGGGUCCUCCCGGCACCCCCUUUGCCUCUGGCUAUUUCCUCAUCACCUUCUCCUUCCCAUCAGAAUUUCCCUCUGUUCCUCCGCGCUGUCUCAUGUCGACCCGCAUCUUCCACCCAAAUGUCUCCAUCAGCACAGGCGAAAUUUGCGUCUCGACCCUCAAGAAAGACUGGUCCCCGGAAUACGGCAUCGGACACGUCCUCACUGUCAUCAAGUGUCUCCUGAUUUCUCCCAAUCCCGAUAGUGCUCUGAAUGCAGAGGCGGGGAGAUUGUUGCAGGAGAAUUACGAAGAGUAUGCAGCCACGGCGAGACUGUGGACUUCGGUACAUGCGGCUUCUUGCCCGGUUGGAAUGUUUGAGCCUGCUGCCCUGCCAGUAGCUACACAAGCCAUUGCUCCACCGCUGCAGCGCUCGCUUUCAGACAAUGCAAGUAAAGUACUUAAUGCGGCCAUGGAGGAUAAGGUGGAAAAGACGGGUGCGACGGCAGGAGCAGCAUCAUCAUCAGCGAGCUCUGUCCCCAGCAAGACAGCCCCACCGACGAAGAAAGUCACCGCUGCAAAGCGAGGAGUCAAGAGGCUGUAACAUCUGCAAAGCAAUGAUUGACCCUCACAGUUCUAAAUUGUCACGCAGUCUACGGUGCAACGAACUUUCAGGCUCACAAUCCCACUGUCAAAUAGCAAAUCUCGAUACCCAACACAUGCUUUGUUUUGCUACAUCAAUACCACAGCUGAUUUUCUAGAACAUUGUGAAUUGUGGGA
Molecule: messenger RNA, 1113 nt
Organism: Microstroma glucosiphilum
Lineage: Eukaryota; Fungi; Basidiomycota; Exobasidiomycetes; Microstromatales; Microstromataceae
Exons: 3
Coding region: 233-937 (234 amino acids)
Source: RefSeq, a predicted model, not a curated record